AAAACACAUAACUAUAUUAUUUAUGUUUCUAGACCCGCAUGAAUUAAAACGAAAACGGCAAAAAAUUGACGGGGAUCCAAAACAUCUUUUAUGGCAACUGCAGGGUCAAAAUCCUUCUACGAGUAAUGCUGCAGGACAUACAGAUUACAAGUUAAAUAUUCCUCUGGCAUCAUCGCCUCAAGCAAAUCAAAUGAAUCAGUUUGAUCAAUCUCUUGUUAAAACUGAACCAAGAGAUGCCUCACCGUUGCCGUACAUGUUUACUGGCGGAUCGUAUAGGUGUGCCCAGGACAGUCCAUCACCGCAGCCUUUCAACAUGCCGCAUCCUUACAACAAUCCUUCGCCUUUGGGGGGAGAUCAAGCAUCUCAGUAUAAUUUGCCCCAUUAUGAGCAGAUGAACAAUUUUCAGAGUCAGCAACCCAUCGAUUGGAAUGCAGGACUACCUGUAAUGAACGAUUUAAAUCGAGUUAUGAAUAUAGAGCCACAGAAUGCAAUGCAAGGGGGUCCUACUAGCAGUAUGUUGGAUAUGGACAGUCAACAAUUAGUUCAACUUAAUUCCGGAGAUUUAUCAGGAAUUUUAGAACACUUAGACCGAGCACAGGCUGUAAGGGUGUCCGCUGAGCAUGAAAGCAUGACUGAUAGUUUAUCAAAACUUGAAAUGACAGCCUUAAAUAAUAUGUGAUAAAACAAAAACUUUAUUUUAUUACUUGGCAGUUGCUAAAUUUAUUAGCACAAAAAUAUUGCAGAUGUUUGGUGUAAAUAUUUAUAA
Molecule: messenger RNA, 766 nt
Organism: Ctenocephalides felis (cat flea)
Lineage: Eukaryota; Metazoa; Arthropoda; Insecta; Siphonaptera; Pulicidae
Exons: 5
Coding region: 23-679 (218 amino acids)
Source: RefSeq, a predicted model, not a curated record